Drosophila mauritiana is the source of this 652-nucleotide messenger RNA. RefSeq lists its product as uncharacterized. Bases 37 to 462 code for a protein of 141 amino acids. The record is from RefSeq and is a predicted model, not a curated record. The transcript has 3 exons. NCBI's taxonomy places the organism in Eukaryota, Metazoa, Arthropoda, Insecta, Diptera, Drosophilidae.
UGCAAAUCUAGAAGCCGUACCGGAGAAACCAUUUUCAUGUCACAACGGAACUUCAAGAUGUCGGAUCCGAACAACGAAAGCAAUUCCUAUUUUCUCCGGAAUUUCCCGAAUUUGGUGCAGCCUCAGUUACCGCGUGGAUUUAAUCGGGGGAUGGGCAAUCAGUCUACCCAGACUAAGACUUCGCCAUCCAAGACAGCGAAUAAGUCUACCCAGACGGAACCUGUCAAUGAUGACAACGUGCGCCUAAAUGAGAUGUUGACCGGCCACAACUGCGAUUUGCUGCGCGAAGUACUGGAGUCAAGGAAGCGAAGGCUUCCCGCGGAGGACCUAACUGGGCUUCUAACUACAAUACUAGAGCGAAAUCCAGAUGGGAAACCGCUGCCUAAGCGGCAGAAGCUGGAGCGCCAGGAAGAAGCGUCCUCAGAGGAGACAAGGGAAGAUUGGGAAACUGAACCAUUCUAACUUGGAAAAGUCGAUGAGUUAACGACAAAAUGAUUGGACAGUCAACUGAGCAGGUCAGAUUCAACAUUUGCAGGCAACAUGCAAAAGAAAGAAAAACAUUUAAAAAUGCAGAUAGUUUUGAAUUUGUAAGACUUGUAUCGAAACAGCUGUAUACUAAUUGCUUACAAAUAAAAACCGCCAGUUACUGUUA